ACCUCCAAUUCGAAUUUAUACUCCAACUUUACUUGUUUCUUUACUAUGUGACACUAUGAAACAAAAAAAGGAGAAAAAUCAAUCAUAACUAUAACAAUAAUUUGACAGCUUUAGAAAAACGAUAAUUAGAGGCAAUAUUUUUAAAAUAAAUAAACAUCAACUAAUUCUAUCGUAAUAAAAUAUUGACUUCGGCCUGCAUGCUCUAUCUCCGUCCGUCUUUCGAAAUGAGACAGUGAUGGCUGAGCGCUCGUGCCAGACGGACCUGUACUACGUGUCCCCAAAACAAAUAUAAGAUUUACUUAUAAAAACUGUGCUGUGUUGUGUGUCCUAGUGAUAUACCGUGUGCACCAAAACCUUUAAGUUAUAAUGGGUAACAAGCAAUUGAAUAAAAAGAAAACAUCUCGAAAAAGACAACUCGGAAGAUUCCAACAAACAAUGGAACUAACGAAAAGAAGAAAAUUGGAUAAUUUCACAGCCGAACAUGAUACUACAUCUUUAGACUACAUCGAACUGCAAAAUAUGGAAAUGGAAUCUCCGAUUUCAUCAACCACUGACAUUCAAAGUAACGAUGAGGCGACCGGCUCAAACAUUUUGAACCCACGCAUUGCACAGGUGGAUGACACUUAUCGGGUUACUAGUCUAUUAGAGGAAGAAGAUACCCAUGAGUUACAAAUAUUGUUCAAUGUGGAAGAAGAGCUUCCUGACAAAACCGUCGGUCGAAGAAUUGUCGCAGUUAGUUACCAUUCGAUUCGAUUCCUCAGAUUUUAUCCAAUAAAAGAUUGUAUGGAAACUAUAUACAUAAACGCAAUAUUUCACCUGCAAUUUUCUUGUUUUGUUCAUACUUCAAGAUGGACUCUUUGUGACCUUGACGUCACGGUCACAUAUCGUUUUGUUCGGGUCGUUUCGCGAGUGAAGUACGACUGUCGGACUUUGACUAUCAUUUCUGAUUUUUAUAUUCCUUUAAUGCAAUGGAUCCCAAUCCCAUAUAGACUUUUGAUCCUAAAGACAAACCUGAUCGAUUGAUACCAUAAAUGAAAAUUAGUCAUCUAGCCUAUUAUCGAUAAGUAUAUAUGUUUUUCUUCAUCAAAUUAUCAAUAAUUUUCAGUUUUUAGAUUGUUCCCUCUAUAAACUCCUAAUAGUCUACCUUGGUGCCAAAUUUAAAAUUUCUAGGUCAGCUGGAAGUGGGUUAGGUUUUUGAUCUAUUAGUCAGUCAGUCACAAAAAUGCCGGUUUUAAAACGUUAAUUUAUGAAUAACUGUUUGAGCUACGUUUACGAAAUUGUUGUGAAGUUGUUUGUUUAACCCUCGUGCCUUGAAACCCUCGCAAAGCUCAAGAUUCCAUUUUCGGUAUUGAGAAGGACCAAUAUCGAAAUAUCCGGAUCCCGGGAUUUAUUAUUCGUUGUUAGGUUGAAACUUGGUUAGGGCAUGCAAUAUCGGAUCAUUCUCAAUCCCGGGAUUGAUUUCCGAUAUUGCAUGUUAAUCCCGGGAUUUCAAUAUUAAUACCGGUAUUUUGAUAUUAAUUCGGAUUUUUGCGAUAUACGAGAAAAAAAGCUAAUAUAUUUGACAAUAGAGUAGAUCCGAGUACCUAUUUGAUAUAAUUUCAAUUUGAGGCCUCUACACGUUCCUGAGAAAAAAGGUCUUGAGUCUUGAGUGAUUCCACGAACCUAUGGAACCCUGUAAAAUGAAUAAAUUUGAUUU
Molecule: messenger RNA, 1696 nt
Organism: Cydia fagiglandana
Lineage: Eukaryota; Metazoa; Arthropoda; Insecta; Lepidoptera; Tortricidae
Exons: 5
Coding region: 367-1023 (218 amino acids)
Source: RefSeq, a predicted model, not a curated record